Messenger RNA from Magnolia sinica, 1979 nucleotides. Its product is annotated as 4-coumarate--CoA ligase 2-like. The coding region runs from base 134 to 1762 and encodes 542 amino acids. Lineage: Eukaryota; Viridiplantae; Streptophyta; Magnoliopsida; Magnoliales; Magnoliaceae. The record is from RefSeq and is a predicted model, not a curated record. Gene Ontology annotation, molecular function: CoA-ligase activity. The transcript has 5 exons.
AAAUACCAAAAUCCCCAACAUACCCUCCGCACACCCGCUUUCCACCUUCUCUUAUAUUAACUUCCCUCCUUCCAAACCCAAACCAAACUCCCAACAUCUCCCUCCCUUCUCUUUCACACUUCAACUCCUCCCAAUGGAACAACAACUCCAGAAUUCCGAUUUCAUCUACCGAUCCAAGCUCCCAGACAUCGAAAUCCCAAACCAUCUCACCCUCCACAGCUACUGCUUCGAGAACGUGGUCCACUUCGCAGAUCGGCCAUGCCUCAUCAACGGCGCAACGGGCGACAUCUAUACAUACGCGGACGUAGAUCGCACCGUCCGAAAGGUCGCGGCGGGUCUCGACAAGCUGGGGAUCGAGAAGGGCCACGUCAUCAUGCUCCUCCUCCCAAAUUGCCCUGAAUUCGUCUUCGCAUUCUUCGGCGCGUCUCGCCGCGGUGCCACGACGACGAUGGCGAAUCCGUUUUACACGCCGAACGAGGUUUCCAAGCAAGCCAAAGCAUGCGAUGCACGGCUGAUAAUCACGCAAGCGUGUUACGUCGAUAAGGUGAGAGAUCUCGCGAAGGAAUCCGAUAUCAAGAUCAUGACCAUCGAUUCUCCACCGGACGGAUGCCUGCAUUUCUCUGAAUUGCUGAUAGCUGAUGAGAAUCAGAUCCCAGCCGUUGAGGUCAGCCCCGACGAUGUCGUGGCGCUCCCGUAUUCCUCCGGCACCACCGGGCUUCCGAAGGGCGUGAUGCUGACACAUAAAGGGCAGGUGACUAGUGUGGCCCAGCAAGUGGACGGUGAUAAUCCCAACCUCUACAUGCACAGCGAGGAUGUUGUGUUGUGUGUACUGCCGCUGUUUCAUAUAUACUCCCUGAAUUCGGUUCUGCUCUGUGCCCUGCGAGUCGGUGCGGCGAUCUUGAUCAUGCAGAAGUUCGAGAUCGUAGCCCUGCUGGAGCUCGUCCAGCGGUAUAAGGUCACGAUCGCUGCGAUCGUGCCACCGAUCAUGCUGGCGAUUGCAAAAAGCCCGGUCGUGGACAAAUACGAUCUGUCCUCGAUUAGAACGAUCAUGUCCGGGGCCGCGCCUAUGGGAAAAGAGCUCGAGGACAUUGUUAGAGCUAAGCUGCCCAAUGCCAAGCUCGGCCAGGGGUACGGCAUGACGGAAGCGGGUCCAGUGCUUUCUAUGUGCUUGGCCUUUGCAAAAGAGCCGUUCAAUAUAAAAUCGGGCGCUUGUGGAACGGUCGUGAGGAACGCUGAGUUGAAGAUCGUCGAUCCCGAGACGGGCGCUUCCCUGCCUCGCAAUCAGCCCGGUGAGAUUUGCAUCCGAGGCGAUCAAAUAAUGAAAGGUUACCUCAAUGAUCCGGAGGCCACGAAAAUAACUAUAGACAAAGAUGGAUGGUUGCACACUGGUGACAUUGGUUUAGUGGACAACGACGAAGAGCUCUUCAUCGUUGACCGGCUCAAAGAGAUCAUCAAGUACAAAGGAUUUCAAGUAGCCCCCGCUGAGUUGGAAGCCAUGCUCAUCGCUCAUCCCAAGAUUGCUGAUGCCGCUGUUGUUCCCAUGAAAGAUGAGGCUGCCGGCGAGGUCCCAGUGGCAUUUGUAGUAAAAUCCAACGGUUCGGACAUCUCUGAGGAAGAGAUCAAGCAAUACAUAUCCAAGCAGGUUGUAUUCUACAAGAGGAUUAGCCGAGUGUUCUUCGUGGAAGCCAUUCCAAAGGCCCCAUCAGGUAAAAUCCUGCGGAAGGAUUUAAGGGCUAAGCUUGCAGCUGGUUUUCCCAAUUAAACGUCCACAUCUGGCACAUGGGCCGGUAAUGGUUUCUAUGUGACCUACUCAUGUAUGCAAAAAGAUCAAGCAUUAAAAGGAGUGCUUCUGGGUAGCCCGCGGACUACAUUUGUUUCAUCACACUACCCAGCUGAAAAAAAAGGAAUAUAUUGUUUAUUUGUGAGCUUAAUGUGAUUAUACGGAAUUUUACAAUAAACAAUACUAAGUUCGAAUCUCA